Tinamus guttatus (white-throated tinamou) is the source of this 2634-nucleotide messenger RNA. RefSeq names its product ATPase H+ transporting V0 subunit a1 (gene ATP6V0A1). Gene Ontology annotation, biological process: vacuolar acidification; proton transmembrane transport. NCBI's taxonomy places the organism in Eukaryota, Metazoa, Chordata, Aves, Tinamiformes, Tinamidae. Gene Ontology annotation, cellular component: vacuolar proton-transporting V-type ATPase complex; plasma membrane; vacuolar proton-transporting V-type ATPase, V0 domain. Gene Ontology annotation, molecular function: ATPase binding; proton-transporting ATPase activity, rotational mechanism. The record is from RefSeq and is a predicted model, not a curated record.
GCCGCGGCGGGGGCGUCGCCGCCAUGGGGGAGCUGUUCCGCAGCGAGGAGAUGACCCUGGCCCAGCUCUUCCUGCAGUCCGAGGCCGCCUACUGCUGCGUGAGCGAGCUGGGCGAGCUGGGCAAGGUCCAGUUCCGCGACCUCAACCCGGACGUGAACGUCUUCCAGCGCAAGUUCGUCAAUGAAGUGCGGCGCUGCGAGGAGAUGGACCGAAAGCUGCGGUUUGUGGAGAAGGAGAUUAAAAAGGCAAAUAUUCCCAUCAUGGACACUGGUGAAAACCCAGAGGUACCAUUUCCCCGUGACAUGAUUGACUUGGAGGCAAACUUUGAGAAAAUUGAAAAUGAGCUUAAAGAAAUCAACACAAACCAGGAAGCUCUGAAGAGGAACUUCUUGGAGUUGACAGAGUUAAAAUUUAUACUGCGCAAAACUCAACAGUUCUUCGAUGAGAUGGCGGAUCCAGACCUGUUGGAGGAAUCCUCUUCACUCUUGGAGCCGAGCGAGAUGGGAAGAGGUGCCCCGCUACGGCUCGGGUUCGUGGCUGGUGUGAUCAACCGCGAGCGGAUUCCUACGUUUGAGCGCAUGCUGUGGCGCGUGUGCCGAGGCAACGUGUUCCUGCGUCAAGCAGAAAUUGAAAACCCCCUGGAGGAUCCUGUAACGGGGGAUCAUGUGCACAAGUCUGUGUUUAUCAUCUUUUUCCAAGGUGACCAACUGAAAAAUAGAGUCAAGAAGAUCUGUGAAGGAUUCCGGGCCUCCCUCUAUCCCUGCCCAGAAACACCACAGGAGCGGAAGGAAAUGGCUUCUGGUGUCAAUACCAGGAUUGAUGAUCUUCAGAUGGUGCUGAACCAAACGGAAGAUCAUCGCCAAAGGGUUCUGCAAGCAGCUGCCAAAAAUAUCCGUGUCUGGUUCAUCAAAGUGCGCAAAAUGAAGGCCAUCUACCAUACCCUGAAUCUGUGCAACAUUGAUGUGACUCAGAAGUGCCUGAUUGCUGAAGUGUGGUGUCCCGUUGCUGACCUUGACUCUAUCCAGUUUGCUCUCAGAAGAGGCACUGAACACAGCGGAUCUACUGUCCCAUCUAUUUUAAACAGGAUGCAAACCAAUCAGACCCCACCAACAUAUAACAAAACUAACAAGUUUACUUCUGGCUUUCAAAAUAUAGUGGAUGCUUAUGGCAUUGGAACGUACCGUGAGAUAAAUCCAGCACCAUACACAAUCAUUACGUUCCCAUUUCUGUUUGCUGUGAUGUUUGGAGACUUCGGCCAUGGAAUCCUGAUGACCCUGUUUGCUAUCUGGAUGGUAUUUAGGGAAAGUCGUAUUCUGUCACAGAAAAGUGACAAUGAGAUGUUCAACACUGUUUUUAGUGGCCGGUACAUCAUUCUGCUAAUGGGACUGUUCUCCACUUACACGGGCCUCAUCUACAACGACUGCUUCUCCAAGUCUCUCAACAUGUUUGGUUCGUCGUGGAGUGUCCGACCGAUGUUCGCAAGCAAUUGGACUGAGGAACUUCUUGAGACUGCCCCUCUGCUCCAGCUGGACCCUGCUGUUCCAGGGGUGUUUGGUGGGCCCUAUCCCUUUGGCAUUGACCCAAUUUGGAAUAUUGCCAGCAAUAAGCUGGCCUUCCUCAAUUCCUUUAAGAUGAAAAUGUCUGUGAUUCUUGGCAUUAUCCACAUGCUCUUUGGUGUCACCUUGAGUCUUCUCAACCACAUAUACUUCAAGAAGCCAUUGAAUAUCUACCUUGGAUUUAUUCCAGAAAUUAUUUUCAUGUCAUCACUAUUUGGAUACCUUGUUAUUCUCAUUUUCUACAAAUGGACAGCCUAUGAUGCCCGCACAUCGAGGGAUGCACCAAGCCUUUUAAUACAUUUUAUCAACAUGUUUCUGUUCUCCUAUAGUGAUCCCAGCAUCAAGAUGCUUUAUAAAGGGCAGAAAGGGCUGCAGUGUUUCCUCGUGGUGGUGGCGUUACUGUGUGUGCCGUGGAUGCUGGUAGCUAAACCCCUGGUCCUUCGCCAUCAGUAUUUAAGGAGAAAGCACUUGGAAGGGCAACCCGUGGAGGCCCAAGUCAGCACAGUCCCGAGCGAGCAGGCACUAGAGGCAGCAGCGGCUGCAACAGGAACACACAACUUUGGUGGGAUCCGGGUGGGCAAUGGACCAACUGAGGAGGAUGCUGAGAUCAUUCAACAUGACCAGUUAUCUACCCAUUCUGAGGAAGGGGAAGAGCCUACAGAGGAUGAGGUGUUUGACUUUGCUGAUACUGUGGUAUACCAGGCUAUCCACACCAUCGAAUACUGCCUGGGGUGCAUUUCAAACACUGCAUCCUACUUGAGGCUCUGGGCCCUCAGCUUAGCCCACGCACAGCUCUCGGAGGUGCUGUGGACCAUGGUGAUCCACGUGGGCCUCAGCGUGAGGAGCCUGGGUGGAGGCUUUGGCCUCUUCUUCAUAUUUGCUGCCUUUGCUACCCUGACAGUAGCAAUUCUUCUGGUCAUGGAGGGCUUGUCUGCUUUUCUCCAUGCUCUUCGCUUGCACUGGAUUGAAUUCCAAAACAAGUUCUACACUGGCACUGGAUUCAAGUUUCUCCCGUUCUCGUUCGAUACCAUCCGCGAAGGAAAGUUCGACGACUAGAGCUGCCCCCGGGCGCGCAGUG